UGCAAAUUGGAUACGACAAAUAUGAAGGCAGCACUUUUGCUCUGUUUUUUCGGCUGCUCUUUAGUCAAUUCCCUCAACAAUGGGCUUGGUUUGACACCACAGAUGGGAUGGAACUCGUGGAAUCAUUUUGGCUGCAAUAUUAACGAAGAAAUCAUCUUGAAAACGAUACAGGCGCUAUCAAUUUCACCCCUUCGGAAGGUUGGCUACGAAUAUGUCAACAUAGACGACUGCUGGGCAGCAAAUAGAUCCGCUGAAGGCAAUAUUAUCGUGGAUUCUACAACAUUUCCUCAUGGUAUCGCACCACUAGCUGAUGCUGCCCAUAAAGUAGGGUUAAAGUUUGGGGUGUAUAGUGAUGCAGGUUUCAAAACAUGCGCUGGUCGCCCAGGUUCACUCAACCAUGAAGUGUCUGAUGCAAACACAUAUGCUAGCUGGGACAUCGACUAUCUGAAAUAUGAUAAUUGUUUUACUGAUAAGUCAAAACCAGAGAAGAGAUACCCCAUUAUGAGGGAUGCUUUGAACAAGACUGGUCGCCCUAUAUUCUUUUCCAUGUGUGAAUGGGGUGUUGACGACCCUGCGACGUGGGCAGGCGAUGUUGGAAAUAGCUGGAGGACUACAGGGGAUAUCAAAGACAGUUGGGACAAAAUGAUUUCUAUCGCUGAUAAAAAUAACAAGUGGUGGAAAUACGCGAAACCUGGUGGCUGGAAUGACCCAGAUAUGUUAGAGGUUGGUAACGGCAAGAUGUCAACUACAGAAUACAUCACACAUUUUAGCCUAUGGUGUCUGAUGAAAGCCCCUCUUUUGAUUGGCUGUGAUAUACGAGACAUACCUGCCGACACACUAAACAUACUCACAAAUGCGGACGCUAUUUCUGUAAACCAGGAUCCACUCGGGGUUCAAGGUCACAAGAUUCGUACCAACGGGAACCUUGAAAUCUGGGCUGGCCCUUUGAAAGAUGGUAGUAUGGCUGCAAUCCUGUUAAACCGUGGUUCAGAUAUGCUGAAUCACAAUAACAACGAAAUCUGUUGGAUGCAAAUACACUUCAGUGUUUACGAUAUAUGGCAACAUACAAAUCUUGGAGAAUUUCCCGGAAAGUACUCCACUGAGGUGGAAACACAUGGUGUUAUGUUUGGGAGAUUCACAAAGGAAGCAGAGAUUACAGAUAACUCUAUCAUAUUCUAAUGCUUUAUGGCAUUAGAGGAAAGGCAUCCACGAAGGCGGAAAGAUUUAAAGAAUUUAGAAAAUAAUUUAGUGACAUUUUACAAUAAUUCAAAAACUAAAUUUUCGUCCGAGGAGUCGGUAGAAUUUUUCUAAAAUUCGCUAAUUUUUUUAUACGUGACAUGACAUAGUGAGAGACGGGUUGAUCCAUCGUUGAUAUUCUAGAACGACAUAAUUACCAAGACGAAUGCAGCAACAUGCAUGUUAAAUCUAUCAAACACAAUACUGACCGUGAAUAUAUUCGGAAAUGUGGAAUAAUUUAAUUUUUUUAACCAAAUUAAUAUUCUUAGUAACCUCAGACUCAGUGGAUAGUAUUUUCGUUUCGCGUUCCCGUUUUUAGUUCCUCCAAAGCAGUUUUGUUUGUACGCAAAUUCGGCUAUUUUGAUUAUCUUUGGAAAAUCAUUAAUUAAUAAUAAUUAAUUGCACUACAAUACAAUUAAUUAAUUAAUGAAACAUCCCCAUGUAUUCCUCUCAACCAAUUACACCCCUCAUCCAGUAAUUUUAAUAUGCUUCUAACAUGCUAGGAUAUAUAGUAUAGUAAUCAUAUGCUGUGAAAAAUAAAAUUUCGGUAAAUUUC
This is a messenger RNA of Dendronephthya gigantea, 1792 nucleotides long. RefSeq names its product alpha-galactosidase-like. NCBI's taxonomy places the organism in Eukaryota, Metazoa, Cnidaria, Anthozoa, Malacalcyonacea, Nephtheidae. Gene Ontology annotation, molecular function: hydrolase activity, hydrolyzing O-glycosyl compounds. The record is from RefSeq and is a predicted model, not a curated record. Gene Ontology annotation, biological process: carbohydrate metabolic process.